Uranotaenia lowii is the source of this 4413-nucleotide messenger RNA. RefSeq names its product probable E3 ubiquitin-protein ligase HERC4 (gene Herc4). The record is from RefSeq and is a predicted model, not a curated record. Gene Ontology annotation, molecular function: ubiquitin-protein transferase activity. Bases 266 to 3424 code for a protein of 1052 amino acids. Lineage: Eukaryota; Metazoa; Arthropoda; Insecta; Diptera; Culicidae. The transcript has 9 exons.
GGAGCUCGAUCGAAUCAAAAGUGUCAUCCCCUCGCAGCGGGAUGAUGUUGAUGUUCUCGGGUGUUUCCAAAUUAAAUUACAUCAAAUUUCCACUGCAAUUAAAUUUUGCAUAACUGCGGGGCUGAGUGCUACGAUAACGCCUCGAUGAAGUUGGGUUUUGUCUCCUGGAACUUCAGCUAGUAACGGAACAAAAAAUCUACAUCGAAAUUACGGGAACAUUUAGUUAAAAAUAAGAUUAAAAUACCUUCAUAACACUUUCGUCACAAUGGUAAUCUACUGUUGGGGAAGCACUGUUCAUGGCGAGCUUGGCCUUGGUGGGAUUGAGGAAGAACAGGUGAUGACCCCGCGGGAAAUGGAAUGGACACACAGUGGGAAUCUGCGGCAGGCCGUCUGUGGCGGAACCCACACCUUGCUGCUGACCCAGGAUGGGAAGCUGUUUUCUUGUGGCAACAACGACCAUGGCCAGCUUGGGCACGAUACGGACAGUCUGCCAAACAAACGGCCACGUAGGUCCCGAUUUAAACUGCUAAAUUCACUGGAGAACUACAUCGUAACGCAGAUCACCUGUGGAACGUCACACUCGAUAGCCCUCACCAAUUGGGGUCAACUGUUCAGCUGGGGCUCUAAUGCACUCGGCCAGCUGGGUCACGACAGUAACGAUCUCAGCAAUCAGCGGGUUCCGCGGAUGAUCAAAGCCAUCGCUACUAAAACCAUCGUCCAGGUGGCUUCGGGUCACUUUCACUGCCUUGCUCUAACAAAUUCCGGGGAGCUUUUUGCCUGGGGUGCGAAUGCAUAUGGCCAGCUGGGCCUAGGCUACUCCAACGAAAAGGUUCCGAUGCCAACGCUGAUCAAAUCGUUGGCCGGUAUUCCGAUUGCAUUUAUCGCCUGCGGCGGGAAUCAUAGCUUCGCCGUUUCCAAAUCAGGAGCCAUUUUCGGUUGGGGCAAGAACACCUUCGGUCAGUUAGGUCUGAACGAUCUGAACUCAAGACAAUACCCAACUCAGCUGAAGACGUUGCGUAGCCUGGGCGUCAGGUUCAUCAGCUGUGGUGACGAUUUUUCCGUUUUUCUUACCAAUGAAGGUGGUGUGUUCACCUGUGGAGCAGGAACGUUCGGGCAGCUAGGACACGGCACCUGCGGUAACGAAAUACUGCCGCGUAUGGUUCUGGAGCUGAUGGGAAGCAAAAUUACCCAAGUUGCAUGCGGUCGAAGGCACACUCUGGCCUUCGUGCCUUCUCGAGGGAAAAUUUACGCCUUCGGAUUGGGAGGAGUCGGUCAGCUGGGCGUAGGCGCCAGUGCAAAUUUCAACACCCCCCAAAUCGUUCGUGGGCCAUGGAUUGAUCCAGGUCCAGGUCCAAUUCCUGUCCUAUGCGUGAACCGAAUAUUUUCCGGCGGUGAUCAGUGUUUCGUGAUGCUGCAACAAACUAAUAAUUGCCUGCCUUCGGACUACCGAAUGUACGACCCGGCUUCGCAAAUCCUAACGCUGUCCUCCGAGGUGAGCAGCAGUUUGGCCAACACCAAACCCAAUGAAACGGUCGACAUGGACUUGAUCGCACUAGUGGAAACUGUGUUCCGAAGUUUGGCUUGCUUCAACGGAUCGUGGCUGGAGCAGAACGAUGCCCACUUUUGUUGCACAUCGAAACAUCCCGGUGUAGAUAUUGUUGCAGCGGAAGAAACGUUCGAAAACAUUCGGAAAAUUGAGCACGACACUCUGAAACAGCUCAUAUGGGAAUCGAUUUCGACGGACCUAAUAAAUUCCCUGGUGGCCUCCCCGGCUGAUGUGGAAACGUUGCGGGUUUAUCUGACGCUACCGAUGUAUCACGAGUUUAUCAACUCUAAAAACUAUCAAAAGUUGCAUUCGCCGUUCAGUCAGGCCGUUCAAAAUCUUCAGAAUAUUCCAUUCAAAAUUGUAUCCCAGUGGUGGUCUAACCAGACCAAGGAAUACUUUGAACGGUUAGUGGAAAAUUUCAAAAAUGUGGUGCUUUAUAUAGUAAAUUUUAAGUUCCCCAAAGUUACUGGGGGCGAGGAAAAACAGGAAAUCCGUUAUGAAGCUAAUCUGGUGGCGAUGCUUAACAUUAUGGCUAUACUUUACAAGAUAAACCACUCCCAGCGAACACACAAGUUGCCUUACGAACAAUUUCACAUUAAUGAUAUUGAUGAUCUAAUCGACAUUCGAUUAGACUACGUACGAUGGGUUACGGAUGUAACUGGUACUUAUUUUUCGCUGUGCAAUUAUCCAUUCAUUUUCAAUGCCUCGUCAAAGACGUUGCUAUUGCAAACAGACCAAGGCCUACAAAUGCACCAGGCUAUGCAAAACGCUGCCACCGUUAAUAUACUCUCACUGUUCCAAUCGAAUGCCGUCAACAUUUCCCAAUUCAUUGUGCUGACUGUUACGCGGGACAACAUUGUCCAGGACACGAUUCGAGAGCUGGCUCAGUAUACUGCAAACGAUCUGAAAAAACCUCUCAAAGUUCAUUUCCACGGCGAGGAAGCCGAAGAUGCGGGUGGUGUGAGGAAAGAGUUCUUCAUGUUACUACUCAAGGACAUUCUAGACCCCAAGUAUGGUAUGUUUAAAUCUUACGAAGAUUCCCGAGCCAUUUGGUUCACUGAGGAUUACUUUGAUAGCGAUGAUGGCAUGUUUGCGCUGAUUGGAAUCCUGUGUGGGUUGGCUAUUUACAAUUUUACCAUCAUCAACCUGCCGUUCCCGUUGGCUUUGUAUAAAAAACUUCUGGGAGAAGAGGUUCAACUGAGCGAUCUAACCGAACUCAUGCCAACGGUGGGAAAAUCAAUGCAAGCCAUACUUGAUUACAACGAACCGGACCUGGAAGAGGUUUUCGGACUGACGUUCUCGACAACCCGGGAUUUCUUCGGAGAAAUGCAAACGAUCGAACUGAAACCCGGCGGCGAAAGGAUAGCUGUCAAUCAGGAAAAUAAACAAGAAUUUGUUCAGAUGUACACCGACUACGUGCUGAAUAAAUCGGUGGAAAAAUCGUUCAAUCAUUUCCGCCUGGGUUUCAUGAAAGUAUGCGGAGGCCGUGUCUUGAAGCUGUUCAAAGCCCACGAGCUGAUGGCGGUCGUUAUCGGUAAUGAGGAGUACGAUUGGAUUGCGCUCGAAGAAAAUGCCGAAUAUAAAAACGGUUACAAAUCCAGUGAUCAGCCUAUUCGGUGGUUCUGGGAAGUGUUCCACGAGUUGCCUUUGGAAGAGAAGAAAAAGUUUCUCCUGUUUCUGACAGGUUGCGAUCGAAUUCCCAUCCAGGGUAUGAAAGCUAUUAAGAUUUUCAUUCAACCAACAUCGGACGACAAAUUUCUACCAGUGGCCCACACGUGCUUCAAUCUGCUCGACCUUCCCCAGUACAAGACGAAGGAGAAGCUUAAGUACAAACUGCUGCAAGCAAUCCAGCAAACGCAGGGCUUUAGUUUGGUUUAGGUUCAACCGAACGCGUGACAGGUAAGUAUUUGACUAAUGUUUUACUCCACCCAAACCCGAACCGAUGAGAUGCCAGAUACGGAGCGAAGCUUUCAAAAAGCCAAAUUAAUGUAACUCAAGUGUUCUGGCAUUACUGGGGUAUGAACAGAGCGAAUUUUAAACAAUAUACUGUAACAUCAGAAAAAAUGCGUGACAUAUUUUCCAUAACUACUAGGGCUGAUAGUGCAAAAUUAGUUCUAUCUAGUAAUGACGAUGUUGGUUCCAACGCCGCCAUUUAGAACAGCAAACCUACGGAACCACUCAGCAAUGAACGACUGAAUCAUAUAGUUUGUAAGGUUCGUCAAGUGUAGAAGAUAGAAGUUAGUUGCUUCACCACUACAUUUAAGACCUGUUGAAUUUGAAUCAUUUAUAAAUAGUGUCACUUGAUUUUCGCUAUCCAGUUUUUGGUUUAUCUUCGACAUCAAGAUUUAUAAAAUGAGAAGAGAAAUCAAUGCAAUGUCACAACAUUGCACCUUUGGUUGGUUGAAGGUCAUGUAUAGCAAAAGUUAAACAUUUUUGUGACACUGUUCAUCAAUGAUUUAUGGUUAAUUUUUGCUAAAUAUUGUACUUGCUGUGCGUCUUUAUUUAUCACAAAAAGCUUAUAUUUAUUACCCCAUCUUCUCAUGGUUGAUAUAUUCAAAGUUUAAACGAGAUUUAAUCGGCGACAAUGAAAUUGGUUCGCUUCGACAUACCCUAUCAACUGCUAUACUAACAUCAUACUAAAAAAUAAUAAUGAGAAUGGUAAAGGCUAGCCUCCCUCUUAUACCUUCUCUUGGUUACUGCCGGGUGUUGUUAAAAAAAAACACACAAAAACAUACACAUUGUUUCCUUUGCUUGUUUUUCUUUGACGAUUGACCAAUAAUUGUUAGGCUGAUGAUUUUUUGGAAUGUUGCAUAAUACAUCUACAAUGGAUUAUGUAGUAAGUAAUAAAGUUGCAUUUUAUAUGAAAA